CCCGGGCAGCGCGGCCGGGGCCCCCCCCCGGGGGGCCGCCCGCGGGGCCGGCGCCGGGGGGCGGCGGCGCGGAGCUCUCUAAAGCCAUGGGGCAGGCGCAGGCGGUGGCCGCGCGAGCGGCCCGCCCUGGCGCGCCCCGCGGCGGGGAGCCCGGCAGGGUCACGGUGGUGGCCCGCUUCGAGGCCGACGACGGGGUCGGGGCGAACCACGAGCUCGAGUUCGCCUUGCCGCCCGGGGCCACCGCCGCGUCGCUGCUGGCGCAGCUCUCGGAGCGCCUGCGGGGCACCGGCGCGCCGCGGGCGGUGGGCCUGCGGGUGCUGCGCGGGCGGAGCACCCCGCGCAUGGCGGCCUACCCGAGGGCCGUGGCGGCUGCGUGCGGCGGCCUCUGCGCCGGCGAGGCGCCGCGCGCCCGGGGCGGCGAGGCGCCGGAGGGCUGCGCCCUGCUGGCGGCGCUGGCGGGCGCGCCGGGGGAGGCCUCGCUGGUGCUGGACUACGGGCUUCCCGUGCAGGACGCCCUGGGCACCGGCGACGCGUUCGAGGCCGUCUUCGAGGUGGCGUGCCCCUCCUCCGCGCGGCGGGGGCCGGGGGAACCCGCCGUGCACGGCCUGCACGCCGCGGCGGCGCCGCGCUCGCCGCACCACCACAGCAUCGAGGACUUCAGCAUCGUCCAGGUCGUCGGCGUCGGCGGCUCCGGGCGGGUGCUCCAGGCCCUGCACAGGCCCAGCGGGGAGAUGCGCGCCGUGAAGGUGAUGAGCAAGGCCCGCCUGCUCGAGCAGGAGCAGCGCCUGGAGCGCGUGGUCACGGAGCAGCGCAUCCUCGCGCGGCUGGCGCACCCCUUCGUGGUGUCGCUGCACUGGGCCUUCCAACGAGUUCUCACUUGUUCCUGGUGCUCGACUUCUGCUCAGGCGGAGAGCUGUUCUUCCACAUGCAGGAGAGGGGGCGUUUUGCCGAGUGCGACGCCCGCUUUUUCUUCUGCGAGAUCCUGCUCGGGCUGGAGUACUUGCACUCGCAGCAGAUCCUUUAUCGAGAUUUGAAGCCAGAGAACUGCCUUUUGGGUGCCGAUGGUCACGUCCGGCUGACCGACUUCGGCCUCUCCAAAGAAUGCUUGUCGCGCGACCGCCCCGUAUUCACGUCUUUUGUUGGAACUGCGGGGUACCUUUGCCCAGAGAUGGUUGGCCGACAGGGGCAUGGAUUCCCUUUGGAUUACUAUUGUCUGGGAUGUUUGUUGUAUUGCUUGCUCACGGGCUCCUUGCCACACUACGAGGGCGACUACAAGGCAAUGAUCCAGCGCCGCGUCAAGGGGGAGCAGUGCUCCUAUCCUGCAUGGAUCCUGCACGACGCGCAGAGAAUCCUCAGUGGCCUUCUUGCAGCAGACCCUGCGAGCCGGCUGGGAACAACCAGGGGGGCCAUAGAGGUGAAGGAGCAUGCGUGGCUGGAGGACGUCGACUGGGCCCGCGUGUACAGGAAGGAGCCACAACCGUGCUUCCCCAAUUUCCCGCCGGUGGUGCCCAAGCAGGACGCCCACGCGAACUUCGCCUCCGAGUUCACCGGGCAGCGGGCUCCCCUGAACCUGCGCGGCUUCGCCGACGAGCCAGGCGCGAAUGACAGCAGGGCGUGCGUGCGCGUGGACGGCUUCUCGCAGGUCGGCGACCUUCGCUGACUGAUCGCGAGGGUGUGAGCUCCCACCAUCUGAGGCCCAGAGGAUGGCACCAGCACCAGUAUCGGCGAGCGCCUCCAGCGAGGGAAACUGAUCCCGAUCUCGGUGGCGGUGGUAGCGCUGGGGCUUCUCUCGGCGGCGAGCGAGGAUGACCCCGCGAUCGUGCGUCGCGGGGCGCGGUGCGCGAAGCCAUGGGUGACUCAGAGCCCAGCUUCCGCGCUGGUAGCAUUGCCUCUCGUCUGACUCUGCCGCGUCCAGCCGGGUCCGGUCUUAUUCGGGCCCCAUCUGGCGGCUUUUCGAGCCCAGUCUGGCCUGAUAGUCCCUUCAUCGGGGUCAGUAGCCCUUGGUCGUCUCAGACCUCCCCACCAGUUGCCUCCUAAACCAGGAGUUGCACGCCAAUUAAUCAGGCACGUGAGCCGUGCCUGCUUCCUCCCCC
Molecule: messenger RNA, 2093 nt
Organism: Prorocentrum cordatum
Lineage: Eukaryota; Dinophyceae; Prorocentrales; Prorocentraceae
Source: the annotation of a GenBank genome assembly